This is a messenger RNA of Haplochromis burtoni (Burton's mouthbrooder), 3094 nucleotides long. It is a transcript of the gene eme1, whose product is annotated as essential meiotic structure-specific endonuclease 1. The record is from RefSeq and is a predicted model, not a curated record. Gene Ontology annotation, cellular component: nucleus; Holliday junction resolvase complex. The transcript has 9 exons. Gene Ontology annotation, biological process: double-strand break repair; replication fork processing; resolution of meiotic recombination intermediates. Gene Ontology annotation, molecular function: nuclease activity; DNA binding. The coding region runs from base 171 to 1823 and encodes 550 amino acids. Lineage: Eukaryota; Metazoa; Chordata; Actinopteri; Cichliformes; Cichlidae.
AUUUGAAAAAGUUUUUCUUUUCUUAAUGUGGCCACAAGACCCGGCCUCAGUGUCCACGGAAGUUUCAGAAAAUCCUCGUCCUCGGGGAACCCCUGAAUGCAUCAUUACCCGGGGAAAUCAAACAAGUCUCGCAGUUCUCUGUGUUCGGUAACCUCCGUGGACAUGUGAUCAUGGGCAGCCAAAGUGACUGCACCAGUGACCCAGAUGAGGAGCUGCCUGUGUUUGACUUCCUCCAGCCAGCCUCCCACAGACGUGCAGAGAAACCAGACUUGGUCGACUUUGAUGGUUCUGAUGCUGCAGCAGCAGCUGUCUCCUCCCCAGGGAGGGGGAGUGGUGGCGUGUGCAUGGGAAUGGCUAAUGUAAUGAUAAUCAGCAGCAGUUCCGAUGAUGAUGAUGCACCUUAUGUUCCUUUGGCACAAAGAAUCAAGGCAAGGCGAGACAAUGUGAUUAGCGCCUCCACCAUCGUGACUAACGAGAACGAUGCUGAGCACUGUUUGCCGCUCUGUCUGACCAGCUCACAGUUUUCUGGCCAGAAUGGCUUUUCAGAGUCAGAGUGCCCGCUCGGCUCACAUCAGGUGAGAAAAAUGAGCUGUGGACAGGAGCUUCCUCUGAACGGAGCAAGGAACACAGACACUUCUCCUUCCAAGAGGAAACUUGGCAAGCGAACGGUUGAGGAGAUCCAGGCCUCCAGGGAAGUGGCUCUGAGUAAGAGGGAGGCUAAGAAGAGACAGCAGCCAGACAAGGAUGUGCUCAGGGAGGGACGAGAGAGACAGAAAAUGGAGAGGAAAGCUCUGGCAGAGGCAGCUAGGGCCCUGAGGCCAGAGGAAUGUAUCAAGCAUAUGGUGGUGGUGGUGGAUCCAGCUCUCCUACAGCUGGAAGGAGGCGGCACUUUGCUGGCCUCGUUACAGGCUCUGGGUUGUAGCUGCGCCAUCAAGAAACAAUCCCUCCCACGCAGUGUGAGCUGGAUGAGAAGAGCUCCCUGUGCGCAGGGAGAUGAAGGAGCAUCUGUACCAGAGGCCAGUGUUGUGAUACAGAUGACAGUGGAGGACUUCAUUACUUUGAUCCACAACUAUGUUCAGAAUGAGAGGCAUGGCAGAUCAGACUGUGGGUCCACAUUGACAUCCUGGGUCCAGGAGCAGCAGAGGCGUCACCUUGGCAAGACCCUUAGCCUAGCAAUUAUUGAGCUUGAGAAAUACUUCAGAUCACAGAAAUCACAAAAACAGAAGCAUUUUCGAGAGGCUGUUGCAGGGGAGGAGACGGGGGGAAGUAAAGCCAAGAGGAGAAAGAAGAAUGGUGGAGCUUGUGUACUGCCUGAGGUGUCGCGAGUUGACGUAGAGGAGGCAAUGGUGCAUCUCCAGCUUCACACUGGUGUCUCAGUCUGCUUCUUUUGUACCUGGAGGGACUUCUCGGAUCACAUCACCAUGACAACCAAAGCAGUUGCAGAGGCCCCUUUCAAGAGAGAGAGGGAAAAGACUGGCUUUUCCUUCUACCUAGAGAGUGAGUGGGCAGGGGGCCAGCGGGUGGAUAGAGGUGGUAAGGGCCUGCUGCAGGUGUGGAAGAGACAGAUCCAGCAGUUCAACAGAGUGAGCCCAGACAUGGCUGCUGCCAUCUUGGCAGCUUAUCCCUCUCCACAGCUGCUCAAGAAGGCUUACAACCUGUGCAGGACGAAACAAGAGAAGAUCUCUUUGCUCUCUGACCUACUGAUCCGGAGAGGAGAAGGUGUCACUUCCACCACCCGUAGGAUUGGUCCGGAGCUCUCCAGACGCAUCUUCCUGACAAUGAGCUCCUGUGAUCCAGAACUGAGUCUAGACUCUAAUCUCUGAAAUUUGAAUUUGAUUUUGUGGCCCACCUGCUUUGAUUUGGCAGUUUGUGGUCAUAUCUUUGAAUUUAAUGCUAUGUAAUUAAAGUUCAGAUUUUUAAAACUUUUAUUUAUGUAUUGAAGUUUUAUUCAAAUAACAGUUUUGAAGACCACUAUAAGAUAUGCACAUCAACCAUACUAAAUUGAUUCUGGGGGAAAUUGUGUUACAGCUCACUUUAAGCGUUAGUGAGGUGACUGAUUUUAAUCUUUGGCACUGUUUUAUUUACACAUGUAUUCCCUCCCUGCUUCAUAGCAUUGAAAGACACCUUCAGUUGUGAUAACUUUGAGUUAUUUGAAACACAUGUUGAAAUACCCGUCAUCUCACUUCAAAGACCAAACCUGCCAUAUCAGUCUAAAUCAUGUUUCACAAAAAUGUAAGAAACAUUAAAUAUAUUAUUGUGAAAUUAGAACAGUCACAGUUUAUCAUCUCAUCCACAUCUGUUUCCAAUCACUGGACCUUAAGCCUCACCCACCGUGCUCAGGUGGCACGCCCCAACACAAUGAUAUUGACCAAUCAGCUGAAAGGAAAAAAAUUCUGGUCAAAAUUCGUAUUUGCAAGUUGAAACUCACAAGCGAGGGAACUUGAGCGCAGAGUUUUACGCUUUGUAUCUGUGAACAGACCUUAACAAAAAAAAUGUGUAACUUGUGUAAUUUUUUCCAUUUUCAAACACAAAUCUUUUUUUAGACAUACACAAAUUCUUAUCUAUAUACAAAAAUUGUAGAUCUUGACAAAAUGCACAAAGACACAAUUUUCAGAUAUUUUUGUUUACAAGGUUACAAAACUCAGUUCACAACUACACAGUCUGAUUUACAAGUACAAAAUAUGACCACAAUUUGAGCCCAUUACAUGUGAAUAAUGUAGAAGUUUGUGGAAAAUUGUAGCUGACUAAAUGUCACUAGUAGGGCAUAGCUUUCAGUCUUUGAAGCUUCAAAAGCUCUUUUGUUACAAUGAGAAAGAUGUAUUACUCUACCCAAUGCUUCAGCUGCCCAUCUGUAGUCCAAGUGGAUUUGAGGUGUCGCAAACACCUGUCUUCCCCUUUGUCUUCUCCAGGAAUUUUGGGCAUGAGAAUCAGAACAGUAUUUAAGGGUUCUGAGAGAGACCAAUGAAUAAGUUGGGUGGGGGUAUGUGGUAGCACUCGACUUAAGCGGUCAAAGAAGUGCAGGAGACCGAUGCUGUCCAGUGUAGCAAGUGAUUUAUUCACCAUUUUGUGGCCCAAACAAUAUUUACAAAGAAAC